This is a messenger RNA of Lachnellula hyalina, 1227 nucleotides long. RefSeq lists its product as uncharacterized. The record is from RefSeq and is a predicted model, not a curated record. NCBI's taxonomy places the organism in Eukaryota, Fungi, Ascomycota, Leotiomycetes, Helotiales, Lachnaceae. Bases 1 to 1227 code for a protein of 408 amino acids. The transcript has 4 exons. Gene Ontology annotation, biological process: polyketide metabolic process.
AUGUCGAAUUAUGGAAUAGAAGGCGUAGUUCCGGAUUCAGCUGGAUUGAAGUCUCUAGCAACAGGGAUUGUCCUCCACCCACCUCUCCUGAAAUGCGCAGGUCGCGGGCCACCCCUCAUCCUUAUCACCGCAUCCAGUCUAUCUCUCCAACCCACGUCUGAUGUCCCUGAACCACCACAAAAAUGGGCCGAGGAGGGUUUCACUGUGGUCAAGAUCCAGAACAGUGUAUGUAGAGAGGUGAAUGAUGCCCAGAGAGCCUUCUCGGUAGCGGAGAGUGCGUUUGAGGAGUGCACAGCUUGCGAGGGAAGCAAGAUUGGAGUUCUUGUCUAUGGUUAUACCGUCUGGGAAACAGUAAAGGAAGUAGUAGCCUCGAAACCGAACAUUGUAGCGGCGGUUGUAUAUGCAGAUGCUUCGACACCAACGUCUGAAACGAUUACAAUUCCAAUCCUCUAUCAUGUAGCAGGAAAGGCCGAGAAGUUACAAAAGUCAAACGGAAGCACUAUACACGAAUACCCCAAGACCACAUCUCCUUAUUUCGCAUCCCCGGGCCAUGAUUUAUUCCACUAUUCCUCGGAAUCCGUGUCGCAUACGAGAAACUUGACGUUUCUAAAAAAGCAUAUGGGUGGUCCGUAUUUUGACCUAGAGGACAUUUGGGACCAGCAUACCUAUUUCGAGUUUGCGGAACGUUCGGUAGAGAAGACCAUGGGGACAAUGGUCGAAGAGCCAUAUGUCAACCACAUACCUACGGCAGGAGGCAUCGGACGGGGGCAUCUCUCACACUUCUACCGGCACCAUUUCAUCUUCAAUAAUCCCGAUGAUACGGAAUUGGAGCUUGUGAGCAGAACAGUGGGCAUUGAUCGGGUUAUCGACGAGUUCGUCUUUUCUUUUACACAUACCAAAGAGAUCGACUGGCUAUUACCUGGGGUCCCACCUACUGGAAAAGCAGUGAGAGUCCCAUUCACAUCAGUGGUAAACAUCCGAGGUGAUAGACUCUACCACGAGCAUAUUGCGUGGGACCAGGCUUCAGUAUUAGUCCAGCUAGGUCUGAUGCCCGAGUACUUGCCCUAUCCGUAUCCGUUAUCCGAUGGCACGAUACCUGGUAAGGGCAAAAGGUUUGAAUAUAAAGUGCCAGCUGCUGGUGCGGAUACCGCGAAGAAGAUACUGGAUAGGAAUAGUGUUCCCUCGAACGAAAUGUUUGGACAUAAGAUUCGGGAGGUGGAUAUAUGA